Megalopta genalis is the source of this 353-nucleotide messenger RNA. NCBI's taxonomy places the organism in Eukaryota, Metazoa, Arthropoda, Insecta, Hymenoptera, Halictidae. The record is from RefSeq and is a predicted model, not a curated record.
AUGAUACGUCUGUGUAUGUUUCAGACAAUCACGAUCGUCUUGGGUGUCUCUCCUGCGCUAGCCUGGAAAGAUCGGUCGCAGCGUUGCCUUGUCGGACGUUACACAGUCGGAUCGGUGCUCAUAAAUACUGGCAUUGUAUUGGAGAUUGUAGAAUUUUUGAACGGUUGCUUGGAUAUCAAUCGGGCAACUCCAUUAUGCAUCAUGAAGCUUACCCCAACCGUCUGGAAAAUAAACGCGGGAAGGGUGUUAGCUUGAGUUCACAGGGCGUAGGGGAAAGUUUAAGUAUUUCGGGGCAGUGAACGUAUUACCGAAACCUCAAAUUUACAUGAUCUUAAUAAAUCGCGUGUAAGGUG